ACCGAACUCUCUUCCACCCCAAGACUCAGCAUAUCACGAUGCUGGUCCUCACCGCCGCCGCCGCCGCUCUUUACGGCUUCGCCGCGCUGCCAGUCGCUCUAGCGAACCCGCUCGCUUUGCCGGCUACCAACCCACAAUGCGCAGCUAAGCUCUGCCACUGCUGCUCGGGCUCCAUACCCCUAUAUGAUGAGCACCAUCGACUGAUCGGUUUCAAACGCUUCGACAACGGAUUUAUUCACAGCCGCAUUUACGGAUGCAGAUGCAGCGUGCCCAACGACGAUGGGACUGACAACGACGGAUGCGCGGGGCGGUGUAUUCCAGAAUGAAAGUCGAGGAUGAAGGGAAAGGCCAGGAGGGUUGCUGCGUCCUGCGCAGUCGCUUAGCAAAGAAUCUCUCAGUACGCAACCAAAAGUACCAAGUCCGAC
This is a messenger RNA of Zymoseptoria tritici IPO323, 425 nucleotides long. RefSeq lists its product as uncharacterized. The record is from RefSeq and is a predicted model, not a curated record. Bases 39 to 326 code for a protein of 95 amino acids. The transcript is spliced from 2 exons. Lineage: Eukaryota; Fungi; Ascomycota; Dothideomycetes; Mycosphaerellales; Mycosphaerellaceae.